This is a messenger RNA of Candidula unifasciata, 546 nucleotides long. Lineage: Eukaryota; Metazoa; Mollusca; Gastropoda; Stylommatophora; Geomitridae. The record is from the annotation of a GenBank genome assembly.
AUGCAGGAGACAGAUGAGAGUGAGAACAGCCAUGGAGAAAUAGCCAUUGAGGGCUUCAGAAAUGUCCCUGUUGAAAAAGCUACAUCUGAUGACAUAAGAAGCCAGGAAGAACAGAGCACAAGUUUUUCUGUAUCCUCGGUGAUGGAGACAGAUGAAAGUGAGAAAAGCCCUAGAGAAAUGGCUGUUGAGGACUUGAGGACUGUUCUUGUUGAGAAAGCUACAUCUGAUGACAUAAGGAACCAGGAAGAAGAGAGCACAAGUGUACCUUUAUUCCCAGUGAUGGAGACAGAUGAGAGUGCGAAAAGCCCUAGAGAAGCAGCUGUUGAGGACUUCAGAAAUGUCUCUAUUGAAAAAGCUACAUCUGAUGACAUAAGAAGCCAGGAAGAAGAGAGCACAAGUGUACCUUUAUCCUCGGUGAUCGAGACAGAUGAGAUUGAGAAAAGCCCUAGAGAAGCAGCUGUUGAGGACUUCAAAAGGUUUCUUGUUGAGAAAGUAAAUCAUUCAUUUAUUUCUAGAUUCAUGUUUGUAACCAUUGAUUAUAUGUAA